Galeopterus variegatus (Sunda flying lemur) is the source of this 2612-nucleotide messenger RNA. Its product is annotated as zinc finger protein 48. The transcript has a single exon. Gene Ontology annotation, biological process: regulation of transcription by RNA polymerase II. Lineage: Eukaryota; Metazoa; Chordata; Mammalia; Dermoptera; Cynocephalidae. Gene Ontology annotation, cellular component: nucleus. Gene Ontology annotation, molecular function: sequence-specific DNA binding; DNA-binding transcription factor activity, RNA polymerase II-specific. The record is from RefSeq and is a predicted model, not a curated record. The annotation marks the transcript as partial.
GUCUAGGGAGUGAGAAUGUGGAGAUUUCUCAACCCGAUGAGUUUGAACAUACCCCACAGGAAGAUGACUUGGGGUUCAAAGAAGGGGAAGAUUUGGCCCCAGGUCAUGAAGUAGGAAAUGCCUCUCUCAAACCCGAAGGCAUUCAGACCUGGGAUGACUUAUGGGUCCAGAGAGAAGGGCUAGGCAAGCCUCAGCCUCGGGACAGAGGCCCCCAGCUCCUGGGAGAACCACGCUGGGGCCAGGCUAGUAGCGAUCGGGCUGCUGUGUGUGGUGAGUGUGGCAAGAGCUUCCGACAGAUGUCAGAUCUGGUGAAACACCAGCGGACCCACACAGGGGAGAAACCCUACAAGUGCGGGGUCUGUGGCAAGGGCUUUGGGGACAGCUCUGCCCGUAUCAAACACCAGCGAACUCAUAGUGGUGAGAAGCCCUACAGAGCCCGGCCAGCAGCCCAGGGGCCCCCAAAGAUUCCUCGUCCCCGGAUCCCUGCUGGUGAGCGCCCCACUAUUUGUGGCGAAUGUGGCAAGAGCUUCCGGCAAAGUUCUGACCUGGUGAAACACCAACGGACACACACGGGUGAGAAGCCCUACAAGUGUGGCAUCUGUGGCAAGGGCUUUGGUGACAGUUCUGCCCGCAUAAAGCACCAGCGGACACACCGCGGGGAGCAGCCCCCCCGGCCAGUGGUGCCCCGACGGCAGCCAUCACGAGCAGCAACUGCAGCCUCACAGGGACCCAAGGCCCAAGACAAGCCAUAUAUCUGCACUGAUUGUGGCAAAAGGUUUGUGCUCAGCUGCAGCCUGCUGAGCCACCAGCGCAGUCAUCUGGGGCCCAAGCCUUUUGGCUGCGACGUGUGUGGAAAGGAGUUUGCCCGGGGCUCAGACCUGGUGAAGCACCUGCGGGUGCACACAGGAGAGAAGCCCUACCUGUGCCCUGAGUGUGGCAAGGGCUUCGCUGACAGCUCUGCCCGGGUCAAACACCUCCGCACGCACAGUGGCGAGAGGCCUCAUGCCUGCCCAGAAUGCGACCGCACCUUCAGCCUCAGCUCCACCCUUCUUCGCCACCGCCUCACUCACAUGGAGCCCCAGGACUUCAGCUUCCCAGGCUACCCUCUGCCCCCUCUGAUCCCUAGCCCACCCCCACCACCUCUUGGCAACAGCCCACCGCUGACGCCUCGAAGCCCUUCACACUCAGGUGAUGGGCCUUUUGGCCUGCCUGGCUUGGAACCAGAGCCUGGGGGCCCACAGGCUGGGGAACCACCCCCACCACUGGCGGGUGACAAGCCCCACAAGUGCCCUGAGUGUGGCAAGGGCUUCCGCCGAAGCUCUGACCUGGUGAAACACCAUCGUGUGCACACCGGGGAGAAACCCUACCUCUGUCCCGAAUGUGGCAAGGGUUUUGCUGACAGCUCGGCCCGAGUCAAGCACCUCCGCACCCACCGUGGGGAACGGGCCCGGCCAGCACCACCAUCCACUCUCCUGCGGCCACAUAACCCACCUGGCCCAGCACCCACAGCCUCUCGACCCCGAGUGCGGGCCCAGCCAUCUGGAUCCAGCCAGCCCCAUGUGUGUGGCUUCUGUGGGAAGGAAUUCCCUCGGAGCUCAGAUCUAGUCAAACAUAGGCGCACACACACUGGGGAGAAGCCAUACAAGUGUGCAGAGUGUGGCAAGGGUUUUGGUGACAGUUCUGCCCGUAUCAAGCACCAGCGUGGGCAUCUGGUCCUGAGGCCCUUUGGGAUAGGGGAUGGUCGGGCAAGGCCCCUCAAGGAGGAGCCACCAGCAGGACUGGAAUGAUAGGGUCCAGGGAGGUUGGAGGCCAAAGGGAGGGUUUCUGCUGCUUAAGCACAGAAGAAAGGGCCUGCAGGUGGUGGGAGGGAGAAAAAGGGUAAGAAACGGGAGAAAGGAGUGAAUAGAUAGAAGUAGAAAUUUGAGACAAUAACCUUGAAGCUCAGGAAACUGUCCUGGCUAGGCUUAGUCAGGACUUUGCCAGCAUGGGCUGUACUCCCAGCUUCUAGAACACUGCUUACUACACAGUAGGCACUUAAUAAAUACUUGUUGAAUGGAUAAACUGGUCUUAGCCUGAAGACUAUUAAAGAACCCUAAAUUCCUGCUGCCUUUUAUCUGUGAAGAAUUGACCCUUCCCAACCUUUCCCUGAGAGAUCAACACCCUGGACCAGGGUUUGUUUGACUUUAGGAGGUGCAGAAAUGGGACUGUUGGAAUUUAAAGUGAUAGAAUGAGACAGCGGCAUACUGAUCAUCCUCAUGGGGAAAGUUGCUGUGUGGUAGGCAGUACCCACCCCUAACCUCAGACCACCUGACGGGGGGGUCUUAGCCAGGAGGGGCACUUUUGGACAAAGCCCAGACCUAUGUGCCCUUAAGGGACCCCGAUCCACCCCGACACCUGGACACUGGCAGAAUAGACCAGAGGCAGCAGAAGGAGCACUCGUGGCAUCCAGUCGGGAUGCCAAGCCCAGGCCCUGGUGGACAUCAGCAGAGAACAGAUGGCUGGGAGAGAAGGCAGGACUGGAGCGAGGAGAGGCCUGAGAGGCCAGGGAAGCGUUAAGGCCCGACAGCCACAUUUCCAUGUGUCUCCUUACCAAUAAACUGCUUUUUGUCUGA